AUGUGGCGCUCGGCUACCACUGUGGUCGGCAUGCGCCCUUGCGCUCGUUCCGUCGAGCUCAGAAGCGUGCUGCGAUCCACAUGCCUAACAUCGCACCAGGCGUGCUCGACGCCAACAAACCCGCCCCGCCACUCGGCUUUUAUGGACGGAUCCGCCUCGCGCUUUCUCUCUAGCUUCUCGUCAUCGCGUACUUUUGGCACCUCCAGUGUCAAGCACGACAAGUCCAAGUCGGAUGUACCAACGCUCGCCUCUACGCAGGCGAUCAACAACCGCCCAGAUGGCGGCACAACACCGGCCGACAAGCACACCACGCCACAGCCACCGGCUGCUUCUGGUGCUCCUGGUACUUCUGGUGCUUCUGGCUCCCUAGCUUCGAGGCUCUCGGGACGCGUCAGGGCGCUACUGCAAGCACAGCUCGCCAAGUCGGCGCGCGAUUCCAAAGACGGUGCUUCUGCACCGCCUACCAACUUUCCGGAUCUCCGACGUCUGUUUUCGCUUGCGAUGCCUGAAAGGAAAAACAUUGUGAUUGCUCUGGCGCUCCUGCUGGUUUCUUCGUGCAUCACGCUCACUGUACCGUUCGCGAUCGGCCGGCUGAUCGACUUUUUCACCUCGGGCCAGAACGCGCUGUUCGGUCUCGGGUUCGGCUCAGUGGCUGCGCUGAUGCUUGUGAUCUUUGCCAUCGGUGCGGGUGCCAAAGCAGGGAGCAACAUUCUGCUCGAGCUUUCCGGGGUGCGCGUGAUCCAGGGAAUUCGCCACCAGGCAUAUCGAUCCGCGCUUCGUCAGGAUGUCGAACUGGCGGAUAAAGGUGCAGGCGAUGUAGUGAGUCGGCUGAGCGUGGAUACCAACAUUGUCGGCGAGUCGCUCACCUCGGACAUUGGAGACGGUCUUCGCGCCGGCGCUACCGUGGUGUUUGCCGGUACGGCCAUGUUUAUGAUCUCGUCCAAGUUGACUCUGCUUAUGAUGGCGGUGGUGCCACCGGCUGCAAUCGGCGCUGUCUUUUACGGUCGAUACCUGCGCGAUUUGACGCUCAAGACGCAGAAUGCGGUGGGAGACAUGACUCGGCUCGCAGAAGAACGGCUCUCACCACCGGCGUUUCGAACCCUGACCGCGUUCAAUACGCAACGUCAAGAGUUGCGUCGAUUCGACGAGAAAAUCGGAUCGAUCGUGGAUCUGCAGGUGAAAGAGGCAUACGCAUCCGGCUUGUUCUAUGGCGGUACAGGAUUCGUGGGCAACUGUGCGAUUCUGACCCUGCUCACUUACGGUGGACAUCUGGUGAGUCGAGCCGAGAUCUCAGUAGGUGACCUAACGUCGCUGCUGAUGUAUACGGCGUACUUGGGAGGAGGAAUGGUGAGCCUCACCUCGUUUUUUGCGUCGCUCAUGAAGGGACUCGGUGCAGGCGCUAGGGUGUUUGAUCUCAUUGAUCGCCAAUCCAAUGUGGUGUUGGGGAAGGGCGAGGUGUUGCAAGUGCGCGCUGGUUCGGCUGGUCUACCGGUUCGAUUUGAGGAUGUACACUUUAGCUAUCCGUCGCGUCCUGAACAGCCGAUCCUUCGGGGUGUCACGCUGGAUAUCGAACCGGGACAGUCGUACGCUCUGGUUGGAGGGUCCGGAGCGGGAAAGUCGUCGGUGCACUCACUUUUGCUGCGAUUCUACGAUCCUGUCAAGGGCAAAAUCCUGGUGGCGGGACGAGAUCUUGGGACGUAUCGACCCGAGAGUGUUCGCAAGCACCUGGCGUUUGUGCCGCAAGAGCCGAUUUUGUUUGACGGAACGUUGGAGGACAACAUCAAGUACGGCACCGACUCGGCGACGCGAGAGCAAGUAGAGCAUGCAGCGCGCAUGGCUGGCUGUGAAUCGUUCAUCUCCGAGAUGCCGCGUGGUCUAGAUACGCUGAUUGGCUCGCGUCAGCUGUCUGGAGGACAGCGCCAACGGAUCGCCAUCGCGCGCGCUCUGGUGCGAAAACCGUCGAUCCUUCUACUGGACGAGGCGACUUCGGCUCUCGACUCUGCGUCCGAGCUGAUGGUGAACGAGGCGAUCCAACACAUUAUCCGUCAAGCCGAAAUCACCGUCUGGAUCGUAGCACAUCGUCUGUCGACCAUCAAGAGCGCCAACAACAUCCACGUCCUCGAAAACGGCAGGAUCGUAGAGCACGGCUCGUUCCAGCAGCUCGACCGUCCCGGCUCACGAUUCAGAGCGCUCAUGGCGGCUCAACUGCAAGCUGCGCCGGACCACACGGUCGAUACGCAUCCCUCGACUCGACAGGUACGUGAUUGA
Molecule: messenger RNA, 2268 nt
Organism: Mycosarcoma maydis (corn smut)
Lineage: Eukaryota; Fungi; Basidiomycota; Ustilaginomycetes; Ustilaginales
Product: putative ATP-binding cassette transporter
Exons: 1
Coding region: 1-2268 (755 amino acids)
Biological process (GO): transmembrane transport
Cellular component (GO): membrane
Molecular function (GO): ABC-type oligopeptide transporter activity; ATP hydrolysis activity; ATP binding
Source: RefSeq, a predicted model, not a curated record